Molecule: messenger RNA, 1111 nt
Organism: Pygoscelis adeliae (Adelie penguin)
Lineage: Eukaryota; Metazoa; Chordata; Aves; Sphenisciformes; Spheniscidae
Gene: BMP3
Product: bone morphogenetic protein 3
Exons: 2
Coding region: 17-1099 (360 amino acids)
Biological process (GO): SMAD protein signal transduction; BMP signaling pathway
Cellular component (GO): extracellular region
Molecular function (GO): growth factor activity; cytokine activity
Source: RefSeq, a predicted model, not a curated record
CCCUGAAAGCCAGGAGAUGUACGUUUUUAACUUGACGUCACUCACCGAGUCUGAAAACGUCUUGUCAGCUUCGGUGUAUUAUUAUAUUGGUGAUCUGCUGCACGCUAAGUGGAACUGUUCCCAAUCCAGAGGCUGUUCUCGUCACGGGCACAGGGAGGCUGAAGUUCAGAUACAUCUUUCAGUUUGGACCUUUCCUUCUGUUGGGAACCACACUCGGAGCCUGGGACAUUUCCUAAUAAAUGUCUCCGCUGCUUACCAGGAUGUCCUUUCCUGGCAGUGGAAGGAUAUCACUCAUCUCCUUCAUGAAGCAAAACAAAACAAUGAACUCCUGAUCAGUGUCAAAAUGGAUCUGACCAGCCAUCACCCCUGGAAAAGGGCACCUUCUCGCUAUGAACCCUACAUUCUGAUUUAUGCCAAUGAUUCUGCUAUUUCAGAGCCAGAGAGCGUUGUCUCUAGUUUGCAAGGGCACCGUCAUCCUCUGGCAAGGGUCUUUUCCAGGCCAGAAAAUCACGUGAGGAGCAGCCUCGGGAAGCAGCGGCGAAAACGCUCCACCAACGUCCUGUUGCCGUUGCAGAAUAAUGAGCUUCCGGGAGCAGAGUACCAGUACAAUGAGGAUGAGAGAUGGGAAGACAGAAAACCCUACAAAACCUUCCAGCCACGGUUAGCAGAGAGGACAAAGAGUAAGAAAAAGCAGAGGAAGAAUCAUCACCAGAAGAGCCAGACUCUCCAGUUCGAUGAGCAAACGCUGAAGAAGGCGAGGAGGAAGCAGUGGAAUGAGCCAAGGUAUUGCGCCCGGCGUUACCUCAAGGUGGAUUUUGCAGACAUUGGCUGGAGUGAGUGGAUUAUUUCCCCUAAAUCCUUCGACGCCUAUUACUGCUCAGGGGAAUGCCAAUUCCCAAUUCCAAAGGCCUUGAAGCCGUCCAACCAUGCCACCAUCCAGAGCAUAGUGAGAGCCGUCGGGGUCAUCCCGGGCAUUCCCGAGCCUUGCUGCGUUCCUGACAAAAUGUCUUCUCUUAGUAUCUUAUUCUUCGACGAAAAUAAAAACGUGGUUCUUAAGGUGUACCCCAACAUGACAGUGGAAUCCUGUGCGUGCAGAUAACAUCUCGGGAGA